Chara braunii is the source of this 3706-nucleotide messenger RNA. NCBI's taxonomy places the organism in Eukaryota, Viridiplantae, Streptophyta, Charophyceae, Charales, Characeae. The record is from the annotation of a GenBank genome assembly.
GUGUUAUUGAUUGAUUGAUUGGUUCCUUUGAUUGAUUGAUUGAUUGAUUGAUUGAUUGAUUGAUUGAUUGAUUGACUGAUUGGGAGAGUGGCUAUGGCGGUUAGUCAAGCGUGUUCCACGUGUCGAUGGCAGCAAUGCCUGCGUGAAGGCACACAAGAUUGCUCUGGCGCGGUUUCUACUUCCUCUCCGCAUUGGGCACCGACGGUGAUAGGACGAGGGGCAGGAGGUGGAGGAGGGGGAGGAGGAGGAGGAGGAGGAGGAGGAGGAGGGAUGAUAGGAAGACCAGGCAGAGUAGUCGUAGUAGGCGGAGCGGCAGGGAGCGCGGUACCAUGGGAUGUGGCCACGUCGGAGUCGCACCGCUGUCGCACAAUUCCUAGCGCCUCCGUUUGUCUGUCUGAAGGGAGGUGCCACUCAACCUCGGAGUUCUUUUGUCCGUCGCACAGAGUCACCCGCCAAACUGCUUCUGACAAUUUUGUCAGAGGACCUGUCAGACCGACAGGAUGCUGCUCCGCGAGCAGCAGGAGUGCCAAGCGUGGAGGACGAUGCUUGUCUAAUAUGAGGCAGCUACGCUCAUGCAGGCGAUUACGCACAGAGAGAGAGGAAGAGAUCUGCACUCGACUCUCUUGUGCUUCAUCAUUGAACCUCGACUGCUCGAUCUGUCAAUCUGCUGAUGGCUUCUCAAGUGGCAAUGGAAAGACGAGGGCACUACGGAAGUCAACACUCACCAGCUCGCCCAGGAGAUCGGGAGGAGGAGGCAGUUUAUCUUCCUCAGAGUGGGAGAAUUAUCGUUGGCAGUGUCGACAGCAACAGUGGCAAUUUAUUGUUGGGGAAAGGCACCCGAUGCUUUUGAGCGCCGCAGAUCAGAUUUUCAGUGCCGGAGGGAAGCGUUUGAGACCAGUGCUUGUCUUUCUCGUUUCCAGAGCGACAGCCGAGCUCGGAGGAUUGGACAACUUGUUACCUCAACAUCGCCGCUUGGCGGAGAUCACCGAGAUGAUCCACACAGCUAGUCUUGUGCAUGACGACGUGCUCGACGACAGUGAUGUCAGAAGAGGUGCAAAGACGGUCCAUAACCUGUAUGGCACUCGAGUUGCGGUUUUAGUGGGCGACUUCCUGUUUGCUCAGUCGUCAUGGUACCUGGCCAAUCUAAACAAUCUGGAGGUGAUCAAGCUGAUAAGUCAGGUUAUCGCUGACUUUGCGAAUGGAGAGAUCCAACAAGCUGCAAGUCUUUUUGACUGUGACUUGACAUUAGAUGGCUACAUGGAGAAGAGCUAUUUCAAGACAGCAUCUUUGAUGGCAGCAAGCUCAAAGAGCGGUGCGAUCUUCAGUGGCGUGAGUGAGUACGUACGCUCACAGAUGUUUGAUUAUGGAAAACACUUGGGGCUCGCAUUUCAAGUCGUUGACGACAUUCUGGACUUCACGCAGUCCACCGAACAACUCGGGAAACCGGCCGGGAGCGAUCUCGCCAGCGGCAAUCUGACGGCCCCGGCCUUGUUCGCCUUGCAAAGGGAGCCCAAGCUCCGAAAGCUCAUCGAAGCAGAGCUUACUGACAACGACUCGAUACAGAGGGCAAUCGAACUUGUGAUUAGCGGAGGGGGUAUCGACGAUGCCCGGAAAUUGGCGGAGGCCGAGGGCGAAAAGGCGCGGAACUGUCUGCAAUGUCUUCCACAGAGCCGUGUUCGGCAAUCGCUAGAAGGUUUGAUAGACUACGUCUUGGAGCGACUCUACUGAAAAAAAAGCAUAAUCUGCAGAUCAUCUCAGAACUGAGCAUCUUCAUUCUCAUUGUUGCGGUUUCCGCAUCCUUUGCUCUCUGUCUAAGUUCCCAGCUCUAUGAUAGAGGUACCCCCCCCUCUACCCUACGCAUGCGUCAAGUCACCCAAGCGCCCAAACAUAUCGGGGAUAGCCUCACCUGACCUGACGUCCGACAGCUGUCCGCCCGCCCACCCAUUCACCUCUCAUUGUUUACUUUGUCAGAUCCCUUUUUUUUUUCUUUUUCUUUUUUUUUUUUACUUUCUUGUAACUUAUUCCUCUCCACUACGUAUCUCUCCCUUCGGCCUCGCAACGAACCCUCCCUCGCCUAUCUCCUUUAUCUUUUUUCACCUUCCGUUACCUGCCACUAGUCCUAAGGCUUCCUGCAAUGAAGGGUACCAGCAAGCAUAGCAUACCCCCCUGCAAGCAAGCAUAGAACCCCUCUUAUACAAAAAAGUGGACCCCUUAAAUAUUCGAAACUAUCGACCCUAUCCGAGAACCCCUGCAAGCAUAGCUACCUUGCAAUGAAGGGUAUCUCCUUGAGCGAACCGACUUCCUUUUUCUUUUCUUUUUUUUUACCCCUUACGCUCUUCCGUUGGAAUUCUGCUUUCUGCACGUCUAUCUGUCUUCCUGUUUGCCUUUCUUCUCUCAAUUCUUUCUUCUCUGUCACGGUGUACACUGUGGUCAUUGCCCAUUAGAAAGCUUCCUUGUUGAGUGUCUACAGAUCGUCAGAUUUUCAUACAUCGACGGAUUCACUGUGGAACUGUGUGAAUGGGAUUGGGACGAAGAUUGGAACCAAGUGGAGCACAGAUGGGACCGGUUUCCUGCGUCUGACUGAUGAAUGGGUCAGUGUCUGUCCCAGUGUGAAACUACCUCCUCCAGAGAAUAGCUGGAGCUGGAGGCACCUGCAAGGCUGGAAGAACCAGCGAGGGUCGGCAAGGACCAGCAAAGAGGCAGAGGCGGAGGCAGAGGCCUCGGAACGCCAGUUGUGUGCAAUUUCCCAAUUUCCCAGAAAAGCUUCUGUUAAUGGCAUACUGCUGUUUGCUCCAAGCGAAUGUUGUGGGUGGGUGGUUGGGGGUUCCUAAUCGACAGUCUUUGUAAUUACUUCUGUACAUCUGUAGUCGUGGCGUCGACUGCUAAUUGCCCAUGCCGCUAUCGCACAAGCACUCCACAGCCUCGAGAGAGUGAGUCGCAUUGCUGUCAUCCCUACUUCACUUACAAUAACCAGGUGUUCAAACUUCAAACACGUGUCAUAAUACCGUUGCGACACACGAAGUACCCUCACUUCUAUAAGCUACAUUUGUUCUUCUUGUGAGCAGAAAUGGAGGUCGUGGAGAAGCAAGCAAUCGCCUUGGGAUGAUGAGACAGGGUGCAUGGAUGCAGAGAGAGAGAGAGAGCGAGAGCGCGUGCGCACAAGAGAGAGAGAGAGAGAGAGAGAGAGAGAGAGAGAGAGGGAGGGAGGGAGGGAGGGAGGAAGGGAGGAGGUUGACACAUGCAUCACUCGGUGACACGAAAGAGGCUGAGCAGCAGAAAAAAUGGCAGCAAAGGCAGCUCCAGAGGCUCUUGCAUACGCCAUGCAGGGCCUGUGGAUUGCAUGUCAUGCAUCAGAAGCAGUAGCAGUCCAGUUCUGAAGGAGCUGAUGGACAUACAAACUGGAGGCUUAGGACUUGAGUGGCGUUAAGAUCACGUGCCCAAGGCAGCUUGUUCGAUGAAACCCCACAGAAGGGUUACUCUGGGGUCUUGUAAGUUGAUUGAGCCUAUUGGAGAGAUUGAGCCUACUGGAGAGGGGGAGGGAGGGGGAGGGAGGAUCUGGAAACAAGGGGUAAGGAAGUGGUAUGUGGAGUUAGGAGGGAGGGGAGAUGAGAGAGGGGAGAGUAAGGAGCACGAAGGAAAGGGGGGGAAUUGGAAGUAGAUGAAGAGGAGGAGGAGGAGGAGGAGGAGAGGCAUUUUAGGGGGCAAC